UGGCUCGCCACAGUAUGUACACCAGAUUAUUUGUCCCAUCGAUCUGGUUCUGAUCUGAUUUGAUCAUAAUCAAUAAAUUUAAACCGUCUCAUCAUACAUGGUAUGCCACCACUUUUCAAUGAGUUCUUCGGCCAGGCUUUCAAGAUCACUUUAGGUACUCGGUGCUAUGGGCUUUUGCCAUUCAGCGAUUGAAUUAAGGCCGAGUCUGGCUUAGUGACUCAAGGAAGCGGUCGCUGCAAUGAAUUGCAAGUUGUUUCAGUAAUCUUUGCGGGUUAUGGCCUAUUCAGGCUGUUAGUGGCACUGAUCAUCACGGUCUUCGCUGAAUUUCCGAGCAGCACCUGUAUAAUAAAUAUAUAUUCCUACAUCCUCUCGAAUAUGGUCAACUAACAGGAGCCUUGAUAUCCUCAGUCUGUUUCUUGAUAUGAACACUACACUCAAGGAAUCAGCCCAAGUCUUCCCACUCCUUCUCAUUCUUGCCAUCAUAGUUAUUUCACUGGAUGGUUUAUCAAAUUUCAAUGUUAUUGAUCUUUCCCGGCUGAAUUUUGUCUCGUAUCAUGACAUGCCAAAACCCGCCGCCCAUGGCAAGGAAGCUUACAGCCUCGAGCCUUCCUCCGAUCAUGUGGCGCUACGGUUUGAUGACCACAACUAUGAUAUUACAUCUGACCAUGAUUGGGAGUCGAUUUUUCCUUCCAACGGCAAUGACUACCAUGUCUCGAUGUAUCGACAACUCGCCUGUCUUGACACGAUACGCAGGGCACACUUGAUUUUAUAUGCGCGACAGUCAAACACUUCGGAGACACCUUUGCUUCUGAAGGAGGCGCAGUGGUGUUUCGGUUAUUUGAGGCAGAUUAUCCUUUGUAAUGCAGAUACGACAUUGGAACCCAGUGUUCGGGUGUAUGAUCUAGAUGAUGUAUUUCUACAGGAUGCAACCGGCCUUGGAGAAUACCAUAGGUGCUAUGAUUGGACAAGAAUUCGCCAUAUAGAAAUCGCGCUGUCCAAUAGUCUUGACACCGGCACUUAGAGUAGAAGUCGGAUAAUGGCAGCGUAACUCUGGUACUUAGUACGACUAUGGAUACGCAAUAUUGUAAAUGGUAGAACUCGAGGCGACAUGAAAAUCCGACGCUAUAUACAUCACUUGAACCUAUUAAUCUACUUUUGCAUUUGGCAGGCUGUUAUCUCAACAAUUACUGGUAUGCA
Desarmillaria tabescens is the source of this 1197-nucleotide messenger RNA. RefSeq lists its product as uncharacterized. The record is from RefSeq and is a predicted model, not a curated record. The transcript is spliced from 4 exons. The coding region runs from base 422 to 1021 and encodes 199 amino acids. Gene Ontology annotation, biological process: mycotoxin biosynthetic process. NCBI's taxonomy places the organism in Eukaryota, Fungi, Basidiomycota, Agaricomycetes, Agaricales, Physalacriaceae.